This is a messenger RNA of Rhopilema esculentum, 8652 nucleotides long. RefSeq lists its product as uncharacterized. NCBI's taxonomy places the organism in Eukaryota, Metazoa, Cnidaria, Scyphozoa, Rhizostomeae, Rhizostomatidae. The record is from RefSeq and is a predicted model, not a curated record. Gene Ontology annotation, biological process: glycosaminoglycan biosynthetic process; protein O-linked glycosylation. Gene Ontology annotation, molecular function: galactosylxylosylprotein 3-beta-galactosyltransferase activity. Gene Ontology annotation, cellular component: Golgi membrane.
CUGUGGGAAUUCAAUAGAUCAACCCCGAGCCCACCAUUUUCUUAGCGACAAAAAUAUCCUUCUCAAAAAUUCAAAUUAGUUGGCACAUUCUUUCGAUAAAAUGUUUUGCGAAUAUCAACUGAGAUGCCAUUUUUUGGUGGCCGAAUAGUUUUGUAGCCGUAAUCGAGUCAUAAGAAAAUACUUUACGGGGCUUACUCACAGAAAGAUCCAUUACAGAAUAACAAAACAUACAGCACAGCGGAAUAGAAGCGAACAUAGUCUAACAAACAAAUGUCCAAUCACGGGGGUGUACCUCUACAGUUUAACUCUCUUUCACCUGCUCUGUAUAUAGUCUGGGAAUCCGAAGAUCUUUGCAGUGCCUUGUUGUAUAGUUUGAUUGCUGAAUUUCCAUGACUUACCUCUUCAAAAUCCUAUAUGUCAUGACUGUUCGAUCGAAUCGAAUGACAUUUUCACACCCAACCAGUUAAAUGCCCACAGUUUUCUUGAAUCUGAUGCUUUCAAUUAUUGACCGAGUUCUGUCCUGUAAGACGUUAGUUAAUUUCAAGUUUUUUUGGCAGUCUGUCACAAUCACGUAAAGAGAAGAAGCUUUCACUGAAAGGAAUUUUCAUGAGAAGAUACUUUCAUCUGAAGAGACUUUCAUCGGUAGAGGCCUUCAUGAGCUUUUCGUGUUUUGGUCUAAAAUCGCGAACAUUUGAUCCGCCCAACUUCCUGAAAUAUAAAAAUUCGCGAAUGUUUAUUCUCGCGAAAUUUCCAGAUAUUUCGCGAUUUGCGAUUGAAAUUUUGAUGACGAAUGGUAACUUUUAACUAAUUUUGAUAAAAUUUCGCGCAACUCUCGAUUCGCGAAAUUUCCUCUACCAAAAGUGGAAUUUUAUAGAAUUAUACUUUUUUUAGUGACACAAGUCCCACAAUUUUAGACCUUUGCAAAUUUUAUUCCUUAUCCCGCUUUAGAUGCCCAUCGGCAGUUACACCUAGAUAUUUUAUCUUUGCGACAUGCUUGGUAUCGGCGCUGCUCUAUUGAAGUGCAUUCAAAAUGUUUAAGAGUUUACUUUAGAAGAAUGGCCUUUUAUCAUACGCUCCGUAUAAACGGUAUGGCAUAAAAGAAGCAUUUGUACAAAUCCAGUCAGUUUUAUUUAUUUCGUUAGUUAGUCUUUACGCUCUUCGACGAUAGACAAUUGACUUAUUACUGCUGUCAUAAUCGGAGAGUCGUUUUUCUAUGAUCAAUCUUCGGAUCAUAAUUUGGUAGCAACGGGUAGUUGAGUUCAAGUCGUUUAUAAUAAUCAAUAAAAGGAAAUGGCUGGAAAAAAGAAGGGCCGUAAAGAGAAGAAUAAAGAAUUAGAAGAAGACGAACAGUCAGGGAUUUACGAGCAUCAAAAGAAUGAAGAUGUUGAAACGCUGCGACAGUUUAUUAUUGAAGCAGCAGAAUUUCAAGUAGCAGCCGCAGAAACGAUUCACGGGUUUCAUAAGAACAUUGUUACAAGAUCAAGGAACUCUAGCAGUUCAUUCUUUGGAGCAGAUGACGGAUCCAAAAAGUUGAAAUUCUUGAGAAAAUGCUACGUUCGCCAAAAUGAUCAUAUGAUAUGGGACUGCAGUUCCUUCUAAAGCAAGGAAGUGGAAGAUUGCAAUGGGAGAUUGCAAAGAAGCAGAAGCUUUUUUAAGGUGUUUGUGAAGCAACCACCUGACAAGAGCAUGCAGAAAUAGUCGAAUUUGUGGUAUCGACGGGUGCAGAGAAGAGAUUCGCGAAGUCACAAAUAGAUGCAACCAGUGCAAGAUAAAGAAAGGCAACACCCGCAGAUCAACUUGUGGCUCCAUUACCACCGAUUCGUCUCAUAGAACCACUACGUGCAUUUGCAAGAAUUGGAUUGGAUCUUGCAGGACAAUACAAUACAAGAAUUGGAGGUAAGUGGCGGAUAUGUGGACUGUGGGGGGGGGGGGGCGAUCACAAUACGUCGCGUCGUGCACACGCUUCUUAGCUUUUGACUUGACAAUCACGUUACCCUUAACGGCAAAGAGACAAGUGAGUAUGUCAAUCACUAACAAUCCCUUCUAUUGGUUUUCCUACACCAACAAUGGCCAAGCAGGGAGGAGGCUCAGCAGGGAGGAGGCUCAGCAGGGAGGAGGCAAAACUCAAAUCCAGUAGCGCAACUGUGAAUGCUGGAUGUCUCCGAAAGCAAGCAUAUCCAGACCCUCAUAACUCAUAUUAAAAAUAAACUCAUCCAAAAUAAAAAAUUUAUCAACAAAAUAAAUAAGCCAUGAGGGGGACCUUGCGAAUAUUUGAAAAAACUAUUAUGUGGAAGAAUGAACACUUACAUACACUCAUUUUUUACACUCUUUUUUUAUAAGAACAAUUUUAUAAGAACACGAGCCUCAAAAUUGGUCAAAAGUUAAGAACAAAUUAAGAACAAGCUGAGACUGAGCUUCUGCAAAAUGCAAUUUUGAACAACGUUUUUUCUGAAAAUCUAGGAUUUUUAUCGAUGUGUAGGUGCUUUUUCGUCGAAUAUUCAAACUUUUCGGCAAAUGAAGGUUGUCUGACUCACUUUGUUGGCAAAUGAGGCCUGAACACCUCGAUAGAGCGAAAAAGCUAGCACUUGCACUGCUUACACCCUAUUAGAUUAGGAACAAAUUAAGAACAAUCCAGCCUCAGAUUUUCAAAAAAAUUAAGAACAGUCAGCCUGAACUUAAAUUUACUGGUUCUUAUAAAAAAAGAGUGUAUAAGAAACAAAGGUCGAUGUUGAGUACUCCAGUUUUUUCAUGUUCUGGAAAUUUCAAUACUAUUUGUUUCUUAAAGGUAAUGUGUCCAGCUAAAGCAAGCAACUCUGCGGGGGUUUUCAGAAACCUGUGAUUUUUCAUGUCAUCGCCCCAGCCAUUACAGUCAUUUUGUACUGUGGAGUUUGGUUUUCAUGUGAGCAGUUUUGCAUCGCAAGAAUACUGACCAAUCACAAGCCGUUAUUUUGAUAUUACUUGACAAGUUGGGUAUACGCAGUCCUUUUAUAUGGACACAUUACCUUUAAGAGUUAACAAAGGGGCGUGGCACGAAAAAAGUGGGUGGACUUAGCCUUCCCCCCUGUCGUUUGUACUUGGACCUGGCCAAGAAUCAUGUAACGCAAAGAAAGCUGUCAAGAAUUGUUACUUCACCGCAGGUCACUUAUUGACGAUUAAACCACAAAAUAAAAGAGAUCAACUGAAAGAUUUAAACGCAUUGCAAACUUCAUAUGCAUGAAAAUAUACACAAAAUUUGACAUAUUUAGAUAGAAAACUCCUAAACAUUUUGCCCGUAAUUUGCAAUUACGUUUUUCCUGGUCCUCCAUGGUAUAAAUGUUCUGAUCUCAGUUACUUGCUCACACAUAAUAAAUGUACCUGCAAUGCCUGCCAAAAGCACUUGGAACACCCAGCAAUUUAUGCUGCAUUUGAUAUCUUUCAGUCCUUUCAUGAAUAUAAAAUUACUACUUCCGCCCCCUUCCCCCUGAAACAAUGUUGAUGAUUCAGAGAAAUAUCAUAAAAGAAGCGUAAAAGAAAGUGCUUUCUAAAAUCCUGAAAAGAUGGGAAAAUAUAACUUUUGAAAAAAACAAGAAAUAAAAUUUCGCAUAGACACUUAAGAUGGGCAUUAGCAGGUUACCAGACUCUUGAUCGAAGUAAGCUUUGGCACAAUGCUUUUGCGGGUUUAAAGGAUCAGACAUCAAAGGUUGACAAAUAGGAACAUGUGACCAUUGUGCUUCCAAGCUGUCUGAGAAGAAGUUUGUUUCUUUAUCAUUUUGAUAAUUUCAUGUUGUGAUAAUACCAACAUGAAUUUCGCUGCCUACUUUUUCGACAAUCACUUGAUACUGUUAGUUUAGUUUAUGACAUUGCCGAUCGGUUCAAUUUGGUAAAAGCAAGAUUUUGUUGCGUUUCACAUCGAAGAUGGAAGUGGUAGCGGUGCCGUUUGUUUCAAAGUUAAAAGCUACUUUGAUCAUUGCUUUCCUUACGAAGUUCGUCGCGGUUAUGUUGCUUAUGGUAUUCAGCCUGCGAGAUCAAAGCAGCUUAAUGGAGAAACCUAAACGUCAUCCUACCCCGUGCGGAAAUUCGGCUGGACAUUUGUACAGUGACUACCUCGAAACAGGGCAGCCAAAAGUCAAAACAUCGUUGCUAGUAGUCGUGCUCUCGGCAUUAGAUAAGUUUGAGCGCAGGAGUAUGAUUCGGCGCACAUGGUGGCAGGAUUGCAAGAGAUUCGACAAUGUGACCUGCAUGUUCAUGAUAGAUUCUUUAGAAGGGCAAGAAAAGAACAUCAAAAUAAAAGAAGAAUUAGCGACGAAUAAUGAUAUGUUGAUUUCGCCAGUCAAGCCGGGACUGCGUUUUGGUCAUCGGGUUCUGUACGCAAUGCAAUGGGCGAUGAAUUAUUACGAUUUCAAGUAUCUAAUCAGAGCUGAUGAUGACGUUUUACUGUGUAUAGAACAUCUCCUUCAUCGGAUGAAUUCACUCCCAACAAGCUAUUUUAUGUCCGGUUAUCUGCAUUGUCAGCAAGAGGGUAUUGUUUACAUCGAUGAAGGUAUCGUUACGUUUUCACAAGAUGUUGUGCGAAUGUUUCUGUCACAAAAGCCAAAUGACAUGUACUGCCACACAUACGGAGACCAGACAUACUCUACAUGGAUCAAGCAUCUUAACAUGGAUGCCAGUAAACUUUAUCACGAUGAAACUAGAAUACAUCAUCACCCACCUGCCUCACGAGUUGACGAACUCAAAAAUAUCACAAGGAUCUGCUACAAGUACAUUGCUCUUCACGGUGUCUAUGGUAGCGAUAUGCUGACUUUCUGGAAUCGACGUUUCACAAAAACAUUUCCAAUAGAUACUGGUAUCCGGAAAUUAAAGGCCAUAUGCCCAUUUAAACCGACUUACGAUUGGCGAAAAUUUGAGGGAAUGUAUGGUUUUGAGCCAAAGCUGUGCAAUGAUCACAGAGUUUGGGCGGGCAUUAAGUUCAAAGUCCUCUUUAGCAGAGAAUAGUUAUGUAUUUAAAACUUAACUAAUUUGGUAUCAGAAAGUUCAUAAGUGUUCGGUUGCUUGAAAAUAGGAAUCUCGAUCAGUUGCAACUGUGUAUCACCUUCUUCAUCAUCAUCAUCAUCAUCAUCAUCAUCAUCAUCAUCAUCAUCAUCAUCAUCAUCGUCAUCAUCAUCAUCAUCAUCAUCAUCAUCAAUUAAAUUAACUAAAGUACAAUUUAAUACUUAAAAAAGCUCUUUACAUCUAAAUGACAAAUUAGAGUUUUUUACGCAGACGUGGAAAAAAGAAAAAUUAAUUAAUUAACAGCAACAAAAAGUAACAGUACGAACAUGAUAAGCGACAACUAUUAAAAUUUAUGUAAAUUUAGCCAAAACAAACAAGGAGAGAGAAGCAACAACUACAACAAAGAACUUAGUUUGCUUUACAGGAGGUGACCUGCAUUUGUUUUUGGUACCUAAAAAUUUUCUUUAUAAGUCUUGCAAUAUCGGCCCAGAGCUUUUUAUUGUUGUCUGUCUUUGUCAUCAAUAUUUGAUAUUUCCAACAUCAUACUCAAUUGUCAUACUCAAUCAUAACCAUCGCCAAUCAUCUUAAUAAUCCUCUAUCAUUAUCAUAAAUCAUCUAUCAUGAUCAUCCUCAAUCACUAUCAAUCACAAAAUCAUUCAUCGUUAUCAUCAAUCGUAGAUCUCAGCUGCCUUAAUACACCUUUUCGAUAUCCGCGUGCUUAAUUUGCAUGCGAGAAAUUGGGUGAAGACGUUGCCACAGGCCUAUCUUUACAUAUAGAACCGGUGUUUACUGGCGACUAAAUAUUGCCCCAAUUGGCAUCAAAAGUAUUCGGAAUUUUUUUCUUAAACAUCUUUCAUAGUUUUUUUUAUCUCGAAAGCGGUUUUUUCAAAGCUUCUGUCAAUUAUGAGGGUCUAACAGGGUAGGGAAGUCGCCGAUCUUCACCGAUCUCGACAGAUUUUCGCAAAUGUAAGAGCUCAAAAAUUUCUUCAGCCCUAGGAGAUUAAAAAUUAUGGGAAGUAAACAUGCAACAGCAUUCGUCGCAUAUAAAAACAAGGCUUUAGUUGUGGAAACAGCAGCAAGUACUGCCUUCUAAAAUCUUGCAGUUGUGGAAUGCAGCAGCAGACCAUCGCAAAGAAUAUCUGAUGCGCCAUGUAAGUUUUGAGUAUGCAAAGAGAAAAUAUCAGGGAAAAUUGUCCCAAAUAUGCAAUCAUGUAUAGCAAGCAUGUCCCAAUUACGCAAUAAUGUUGCUGCUGGUCUAUUUCGCAUUGAGGCAGCCAUAAGGAUGGAACUUUCAAAUCCAUCUUGUACCUGUUAAAACGUCUAAUCCAUUCACGUCUCUUAUCAGAAUUUAACUUGAAAGUCGGAGAGGUGAAGCACUGGAAAUCACUCUCUGUGAUCACUUCAUGAAUGUUGGCGCAAUUUCUAUUUUUUUAAGAAAUGGUGCCACCAUUUCUAUUGACCAUAUUUUAAACCGGCCUAACCCUGCGUAGCCUCUGAGAGCACGACACCUGACAGAAGCUUUUAAAAAAGCUAUUUUCGAAAAUAACGACUACGGAAGAUGUUCAGGAAUCAAAUCCACAAAAUUUUGAAUAUUUUUGAUGUAAAUUCGUGCUAUGAUUAGUCGCUAGUUCGUGCAAAUUAAGCGCGCAGAUAUCGAAAAGGUCUAUAGAGCUUGGCCUGUUUGUAUCAAUACCCUUUAUCUUUGUGUGCAUAUUUUCGCUUUGAAAACCAAAGUAUGUGUUCAGGAUUUAGAAACCUACUUAUGUUAAGGUUACGGUAAACGUUUAUGACACCAUAUUUGAUUUUCUCUCACUAAAAGCAAAACUAUUGACGGAAUUAGGUAUACAUCAUUCGAUGCACAAGCACGCGGUGAUUCCAACCAUGUCAAAAUAAUUGGCAAAUAUUGUAAAAUGAUACUUUCCUGGCAAAUGUAUUGCUUAAAUGAGUGUACCACCUUCUAAAGCUAUUUUGUACCCUUGCGUUUGCGUCAACAAAAUCUGAUGUAUAUCAGCAGAAAGCGCAGAUCCUUAGCUACCAAAGCGUGUCUCAGAUUUUUCGAAUUCCUUCUCCCCUAAAAUUAUACCCUGUCGAAAAUUGGCAAACAAUAUUUGGCUAUAAAAGACGGACCAGAGCAAAUACAAAAAUUUUGAGACACUUUGCUUACCCGACAUCUGCUCUGGCCGUGUGCAAAUUUUUGAGCCACUCGAUUGGUUCCUUGGGUACAAAAUAGCUUUUUCGCGUCUGUAUGUAGAGGAAUUGAAAGUCCGUAGAAAACUGGAUUUUGCUGGUCGCACUUGCAAGGUACACUCGUAAACCACAGUGUAAUCUGCAAUGCCUGCCAAAAGUACUUAGAACACCCAGCAAUUUACACUUCAUUUGAUAUCUUUCCUUCCUUUCAUGAAAAAAAUUGCUACUUCCGCCACCUUCCCCCUAAAACAAUGUUGAUGAUUUAGAGAAAUAUCAUAAAAGAAGCGCAAAAGAAAGUGCUUCCUAAAAUCCUAACCCGUUUGAUAGUUGUUGGGACCACUAUUUCUAGCGGUGCCCCUAUCUUAAUAUUUAAUGAUAAACGAAGUGUAAGAUGAAGACUCAGAGAAAUAUCACCAUUUUGUGUAACUAUUUUGUAUCAAAUCCAUCAAUAUUCUGUUUCACAUUUUCGCCGAUCACCAUCAUUCGAUCCGUGUAUCCGUAGAUCCGUGUAUCCGGGCGGUGCCUCCAAUUAUGUUGGGACCACUAUUUCUAGCGGUGCCCCUAUCUUAAUAUUUAAUGAUAAACGAAGUGUAAGAUGAAGACUCAGAGAAAUAUCACCAUUUUGUGUAACUAUUUUGUAUCAAAUCCAUCAAUAUUCUGUUUCACAUUUUCGCCGAUCACCAUCAUUACUUCAACUCUACUCCAACCAACUAACUAACUUCUUACGAGUUUCAACUUAGAUAAUCACGUUCACUGAGACUUGUCGAUUGAUAUUUUCCAUACGUUGUCCUUAUUAGGUAUUGAGAUUCAAGACAUGUAAUCUACUACUGCUUUAAAUCAAAUAUAAAAUCAACAUUAUAAUUAAAACUCUACAUGCCGCCGUGUAUCUCGGCACGUAUUACACUACCGAAUGUAAUAACAAUAACUGUGUGGGGUCUAAGGAUACCAAUGAAGGUCUGGGCCCCAACAAUAGUAAACCAACAUUGUUCUGUAGGGGAGAGGGGGAUGAUUUAUUUUGACCUUGGAAACUGAUGUCAGUGUUCCUACUUUUGGCAGGCAUUGUGGGUCAAGUCACAAUAAACACAGCUGUACAUGGGAUACAUGGAUGUGCCAUGCGAUGUUGUAAAUGAGACAUGCGACAUCAACCGCAAAGCAACAAUAAUCGGCUUAACAGGUCAAGAGAUUUUCAGACCUCAACUAAAAGUUUUGAUAAAGAAAUUAUGGAAACCUUCGUUUACAUGGGAUUUUUUCCAUUUUCAAAGUUUCUGCUAGAUUCAAAGUUGGUAUCAUUGUAUGCCUUGAAAUUUCGGCUACUUGAAUGUGAAAAAAUCGAAAAAUUGAUGUUUUCAUCCAAAAAACGUUUACCAUAACCUUAAGCAUUCGAUGCGCUUUUUUAUAUCAGCUUGAAAUAAAAUCUUAAAUAGAGAUUUGUAAAGACCAUUUAGUAUUUUGUAGUAGUAUGUUUUAAUCGAUUUGAAGAAUCUUUGAUAAAGUUUA